Molecule: messenger RNA, 1662 nt
Organism: Amphimedon queenslandica
Lineage: Eukaryota; Metazoa; Porifera; Demospongiae; Haplosclerida; Niphatidae
Exons: 5
Source: RefSeq, a predicted model, not a curated record
GUUUGUUAGACUCGGGCUCUCGAUCCCGUGAUACCACUCCAGCUCCUGUCGAUACAACAAGACUCCAUACGUCCCCACCCUCUCAACCAGCUCUUACUAAACAGGAGAUAGAGUCCAGUGUCGCUAUAAAGGUCCUUCGUUCGGUCUCAAGUUCUCUCCUUCCUCCGUUACUCAAUCAGUCCAAGGAGGAGUUCUCAGAGUCUCUUCAUCGUGAGAUUGUUGUGGCUAUACAAAAAAUAUCGUGGAAAGUUGAGGCCUGCAUUUCUUAUACACACCCUGACCUUGAUCUCAAUAUUCACAAGAAGAUAUUCGAUGAUACUCAAAUUGGACUAGUCGGUGGAAUGAUGGUAGCUCCUCCUCCUGAGGAGCACAAGCUUCAAAACUCACCGGCCCACGUCUCGAGGCUAAGUACUAAGAACGUGACUACUCCUUCUCCACUACGUUUUGUUCAGAGUUAUCCGGAACAGGUCGUGAGUUCUACACUGUCUUCUCCAACGCCUAGCGAUGAUGAGUAUUUCCGUCCUAAAGCGAUGCGAAGAACGACCGUGUCUAUAUCAAAACAUCAAGUCCAGAGUCUUGGUCUCAAUAUUGUCGAUGUGACGUCAUUGGAUAAUACUUCACCGCAGUCACGUAGCAAUACUAUUGGUAUCAGUACAGCUGCUAGACUAGUACAAGAUGAUGGCGUGAUGGGCCUUGAGGCGAUACGAGAGAAGGUUCUACGAAAGCUAGCCAAAGAGUUCCCGCAGCUUAAGACUGAGGCAGAGAGCAUCGGAAUGAUAGAUGAGUCUUCUUUGUCGUUGGCGCCACCUUUCCCUCACCUUUAUAACGACAGGCGGAGCACCAGUACUCCUCUAACACUUUCACCUGCUCAAUCAACUGGCAGUGUCACUAAGGACAGCAGUCCGGAGUUUGUUGCGAGUCCUUCUACCCCGGGUAUCUCAAAUCUCAAGGAACGCACUAAAAGUUUAGAGUUUGAUUCUGUUACGGAGAUAAUGUCUCCGACCACACCCACUUCCUCUACCUCUCCCUUUCACCACAGUUCGUCAGAGACCCAGCUAAGAGGAGGUACUAGCACUCUGCCUUACAAGAGGAGGGGUACUUUGAUGAAGAUCAUGAAGAAAGGAAGGAAAGUGAAGAGUUUUGGUAAAGCAGAUACGAAAAUAAAGACACGAGCAGCCAUUCAUUCUCGCUUAAAGUCUGGCUCUGAGUUUUUUUCAGGAGAGGAUGAGUUCAAAUCAGAAUCCAUCGAAUUAUAUUCAAAAGGAGCUAUCCCCACAGAACCUCCUUGCAGAGAUUCUUUUUAUCUAAAUAUUGAAGUGCAGAGUAAAACAACUGUAACUUCACCGAGACGAAGGAAAUUCUCCGUUUCUAGCAGUAAAGCCAGUCGACCACUUUUAUCAAUGGACAUAAACAUUAACACUAAUUUCCCUGAAUUUGAUCUUCAAGACUAUGUUAUUACCAGGUCUUUGAAAGAUGUAACUACACUCUAUGACAUAUUUGCUGUCACAACAGUUGCUGCUAGUAAUCUUCCAGGCAGACCUGAUAAGAAGAGCAAGGAUUGGAGGCAACAGUCUGAAGCAUUCUUAAUGUAUGUAGCUCAGUCACAGGAACUUAGAAAUAUUCCAGAAUUUAUGGAAUUCAUUAAACCAGGAGAUAUGACUG